AUGGUGUGCUUGCAACCACGCAGCAUCGGUGACCUCGCUCGCCACGACGCUGCCGGCUUCUCGGUGGUGCAGCAAAGCGGUGCCGAUGCCGGCGGUGCUGUGAUGGUGUUAACGUGCGAGGAUAGAGCUUAG
This is a messenger RNA of Phytophthora infestans T30-4, 132 nucleotides long. RefSeq lists its product as uncharacterized. The transcript has a single exon. The coding region runs from base 1 to 132 and encodes 43 amino acids. The record is from RefSeq and is a predicted model, not a curated record. Lineage: Eukaryota; Oomycota; Peronosporomycetes; Peronosporales; Peronosporaceae.